GCACUUGAACUUGGAAUCUUAUAACUUGAAGAACUGCCCUGGAGAAAAGAAGAAACUUAUAAUAAAUGGGAAAUUAUAAAUCUAGACCAACCCAAACUUGUACUGAUGAAUGGAAGAAAAAAGUCAGUGAAUCAUACGUUAUCACAAUAGAAAGAUUAGAAGAUGACCUGCAGAUCAAGGAAAAAGAACUGACAGAACUAAGGCAUAUAUUUAGCUCUGAUGAAGCCUUCAGUAAAGUCAAUUUAAAUUACCGCACUGAAAAUGGGCUGUCUCUACUUCAUUUAUGUUGCAUUUGUGGAGGCAACAAAUCACAUAUUCGAACUCUUAUGUUAAAAGGGCUCCGCCCAUCUCGACUGUCAAGAAAUGGAUUUACAGCCUUGCAUUUGGCAGUUUACAAGGAUAAUACAGAAUUGAUCACUUCUCUGCUUCACAGUGGAGCUGAUAUACAGCAGGUUGGAUAUGGUGGCCUCACUGCCCUCCAUAUUGCUACAAUAGCUGGCCACCCAGAGGCUGCUGAUGUGCUGUUGCAACAUGGAGCUAAUGUCAAUAUUCAAGAUGCAGUUUUUUUCACUCCAUUGCACAUUGCAGCCUACUAUGGGCAUGAACAGGUAACUCGCCUUCUUUUGAAAUUUGGUGCUGAUGUAAAUGUAAGUGGUGAAGUUGGAGAUAGACCCCUCCACCUAGCAUCCGCAAAAGGAUUCUUGAAUAUUGCAAAACUCUUGAUGGAAGAAGGCAGCAAAGCAGAUGUGAAUGCUCAAGAUAAUGAAGACCAUGUCCCGCUCCAUUUCUGUUCUCGAUUUGGACACCAUGAUAUAGUUAAGUAUCUGCUGCAAAGUGAUUUGGAAGUUCAACCUCAUGCUGUUAAUAUCUAUGGAGAUACCCCCUUGCACCUGGCAUGCUACAAUGGCAAAUUUGAAGUUGCCAAGGAAAUCAUCCAAGUAUCAGGAACAGAAAGUCUGACUAAGGAAAACAUCUUCAGUGAAACUGCUUUUCAUAGUGCUUGUACCUAUGGCAAGAGAAUUGACCUAGUCAAAUUUCUUCUUGAUCAGAACGUCAUAAACAUCAACCACCAAGGAAGGGAUGGGCACACUGGAUUACACUCUGCUUGCUACCACGGUCACAUUCGCCUGGUUCAGUUCUUACUGGAUAAUGGAGCUGAUAUGAAUCUAGUGGCUUGUGAUCCCAGCAGGUCUAGUGGUGAAAAAGAUGAGCAGACAUGUUUGAUGUGGGCUUAUGAAAAAGGGAAUGAUGCCAUUGUCACACUCCUGAAGCAUUAUAAGAGACCUCAAGAUGAAUUGCUCUGUAAUGAAUAUUCUCAGCCUGGAGGAGAUGGCUCCUAUGUGUCUGUUCCAUCCCCCUUGGGGAAGAUUAAAAGCAUGACAAAAGAGAAGGCAGAUAUUCUCCUCCUAAGAGCAGGAUUGCCUUCACAUUUCCAUCUUCAGCUCUCAGAAAUUGAGUUCCAUGAGAUUAUCGGCUCAGGUUCUUUUGGAAAAGUAUAUAAAGGACGAUGCAGAAAUAAAAUAGUGGCUAUAAAACGUUAUCGAGCCAAUACCUACUGCUCCAAGUCAGAUGUGGAUAUGUUUUGCCGAGAGGUGUCCAUUCUCUGCCAGCUCAAUCAUCCCUGUGUAAUUCAGUUUGUGGGCGCUUGCUUGAAUGAUCCCAGCCAGUUUGCCAUUGUCACUCAAUACAUAUCAGGGGGUUCUCUGUUCUCCCUCCUUCAUGAGCAGAAAAGGAUUCUUGAUUUGCAGUCUAAAUUAAUUAUUGCAGUAGAUGUUGCCAAAGGCAUGGAGUACCUUCACAACCUGACACAGCCAAUUAUACAUCGUGACUUGAACAGUCACAAUAUUCUUCUCUAUGAGGACGGGCAUGCUGUGGUGGCAGAUUUUGGAGAAUCAAGAUUUCUACAGUCUCUGGACGAAGACAACAUGACAAAACAACCUGGGAACCUCCGUUGGAUGGCUCCUGAGGUGUUCACGCAGUGCACUCGGUACACCAUCAAAGCAGAUGUCUUCAGCUACGCUCUGUGUCUGUGGGAAAUUCUCACUGGCGAAAUUCCAUUCGCUCAUCUCAAGCCAGCGGCUGCGGCAGCAGACAUGGCUUACCACCACAUCAGACCUCCCAUUGGCUAUUCCAUUCCCAAGCCUGUAUCAUCUCUGCUGAUACGAGGGUGGAACGCAUGUCCUGAAGGAAGACCCGAGUUUUCUGAAGUUGUCACGAAGUUAGAAGAGUGUCUCUGCAACAUUGAGCUGAUGUCUCCUGCAUCAAGUAACAGCAGUGGCUCUCUCUCACCUUCUUCUUCUUCUGAUUGCCUGGUGAGCCGGGGAGGACCUGGCCGGAGUCAUGUGGCAGCUUUAAGAAGUCGUUUCGAAUUGGAAUAUGCUCUAAAUGCAAGAUCCUAUGCUGCUUUGUCCCAAAGUGCUGGACAAUAUUCCUCUCAAGGUCUGUCUUUGGAGGAGAUGAAAAGAAGUCUUCAAUACUCACCCAUUGACAAAUAUGGCUAUGUAUCCGAUCCCAUGAGCCCUAUGCAUUUUCAUUUUUGCCGAAAUAGUAGCAGCUUUGAGGACAGCAGCUGACAGCAUUCGGCAUAUACCUAAGGAGAGUUUUUUCCCCGAACUGACAGCAACGAUUCCAACCACGGCAAGCUGGCUUCCAACUAUAACAUUUUAUUCUCAAAGGUCUCCUUAUAUUGGAAUGGUAUUUACUGGUCCUAUUUAAUUCCCCACUAUUAGCAGGCUUUGGAUUUGUGCCUAAGGAAUAAUACGCAAAAGAACCAAGACAGAAUGUAUAUGAAGAAUUGUUUUUAAUUUUGUAAAUUAAAAAAAAAAUUAGAUCAUUACUUGGAGAUGGAGCCUAAGUCUGUGGUGGACAGAUAAUAAUUAUGUUUUCCAGGACUGAAUUAUGUAGACUUGUGUUUGACAGCUAUGGGUUUGAUUUCUUAGAACAUUGUUCAUUUUCUUUACUCAUUAUGUUACUUCUAGUGUUCACCUCUGUGAUUAAAGAUUCUUUGGUGAAAUAGAA
Mandrillus leucophaeus (drill) is the source of this 3018-nucleotide messenger RNA. It is a transcript of the gene TNNI3K, whose product is annotated as TNNI3 interacting kinase. The record is from RefSeq and is a predicted model, not a curated record. Gene Ontology annotation, molecular function: ATP binding; protein binding; protein kinase activity. The transcript is spliced from 25 exons. Gene Ontology annotation, biological process: protein phosphorylation. Bases 66 to 2573 code for a protein of 835 amino acids. Lineage: Eukaryota; Metazoa; Chordata; Mammalia; Primates; Cercopithecidae.